This is a messenger RNA of Peromyscus eremicus (cactus mouse), 925 nucleotides long. Its product is annotated as granzyme A-like. Gene Ontology annotation, molecular function: serine-type endopeptidase activity. NCBI's taxonomy places the organism in Eukaryota, Metazoa, Chordata, Mammalia, Rodentia, Cricetidae. The record is from RefSeq and is a predicted model, not a curated record. Gene Ontology annotation, biological process: proteolysis; positive regulation of apoptotic process; negative regulation of oxidoreductase activity. The transcript has 5 exons. The coding region runs from base 1 to 765 and encodes 254 amino acids.
AUGACAAUUCAAGAAGGCUCUCGGAUUUCACUCUCUAUCGAUCUCUUAGUUUUUCCAGAAUCCUGUAAGGGAAUUAUAGGAGGAAAUGAAGUGCCCUCUCAUGCCAGACGCUACAUGGCUCUGAUCAAAGGACUGGGAAUCUGCGCAGGGGCUUUGAUCCACGAGAACUGGGUCCUGACAGCUGCUCACUGUGACCUGAGAGGCAAGCCUCAAAUUAUUCUUGGUGCCCACUCUGUAUCUCAGAAAGAGAAACUCGAACAGAUGUUUUCCAUUAAAAGGGCAAUUUCCUACCCAUGCUACGAUCCUGAGACAUUUCAAGGAGAUCUUCAACUCCUUCAGCUGGAUGGUAAAGCAGCUAUAACCAAAGCUGUGGGAAUCCUUCACCUCCCCAAAAGAGGAGAGGAUGUGAAACCCCACACCAAGUGUCGUGUGGCUGGAUGGGGGAGCACCAAAAGAGAUUCUUGCAAAGUUUCCAACAUCCUGAGAGAAGUCAACGUCACCGUGAUUGACCGAAGAGUCUGCAACAAUCCAGCGCACUACAAUUUCAAGCAGUUGGUGGACAACAGCAUGCUCUGUGCCGGCGGCAGGCAAGGGGAAGACGAUUCGUGCAGCGGGGAUUCUGGAAGCCCUCUGAUAUGUGAUAACAUUUUCAGGGGUGUCACUUCCUUUGGGAAAUGCGGUGACCCCAAAAAGCCUGGCGUCUACAUUCUCCUUACAAACAAAUAUCUCAACUGGAUACAGAAAACCAUUGCAGGGGCCAUGUGACACUGGUCCGUGGAAGCAGAGCCCCGAGGUUGCCACUGGUAGAGAUCAAGCAAAGGGGUCUGAAACUUCACCUAUCCCAAGAAGCACUUCUUCUUAACCGUGCUAGCCAUGGCCUGUCUGACAUGAUCACCAGCCACCUGCUUGCAUUGCUCUGUAGAUC